Molecule: messenger RNA, 615 nt
Organism: Cylindrotheca closterium
Lineage: Eukaryota; Bacillariophyta; Bacillariophyceae; Bacillariales; Bacillariaceae
Source: the annotation of a GenBank genome assembly
AUGUCAUAUGACAAUGGCUCCUACUACAACAGCUCCCCUGAUAAGGUCCGCAAGCGUAAUCUCAAAGAUUGGAUGCGCUUUGGAAGCAAGGGAGAUUUAAACACUGUGAAGUCAGGUAUCCAUUCGGCCUUCCGUGAACACAAUGGAGGAUGCUACACUAGGCUGCCCAAAAAAAAAAGAGUUGGGUUGGGUUCAUUGACAACCCCUACUACUCCUCUCCAACAUGGGGUGGUGAUGAAAAUUGGUUCUUUGGCUCAGUGCCCUCUCAAGGUUGAUUGGAAGAAGUUGGCCCGCCAGCUUAUGAAGCACAUUAACUUCUUGUACCCAAUCAGGGUGGAUGUAGGUUGGCCUUCCCGCCCUGGCACAGACCGCCGAUGGUCAGGCAGUGACCCCAAGUCAAUGGGUGUCUUUGUGUUGAAAGAGCACACGGUCUUGAUUGAUGGGGUCUUAUCCAAGAAGAUUCACAUCACUGUGCCAAAGUGUGACUGCCUGUGGGGUAUUCCGUUUGCAUACAUCCCCCAAGCUCAAGCAUUGGAAUCAAUUGAGGCCGAUAAUGUGGCAAGCCAACUCGACAUUGCCGCCCACUUUUCUAUCAUCCACAAGACCAAAGAAUAA